ACCCCGGCAGGAAGUGACGGUGGUGCGCGCGGUCUCUUGGUCGUCACGUCCGCUGCUGAAGCCCCUUUCUUGCCGUUGUCGGCCAUUAGCGUGGAGAUCUCUACAAUAACUGAAUACAAGGCCACCUACUGAACUGUCCAACAUGCAGAACGAUGCAGGAGAAUUUGUUGAUCUUUACGUUCCACGCAAAUGCUCUGCUAGCAACAGAAUCAUUGGUGCCAAGGACCAUGCCUCCAUUCAAAUCAACCUUGCUGAUGUUGAUAAAGUGACUGGGAGAUUCAAUGGACAGCACAAAACCUAUGCCAUCUGUGGAGCUAUCCGUAGGAUGGGUGAAUCAGAUGAUUGUAUCCUGAGGCUAGCAAAGAAUGAUGGGAUUGUGGCCAAGGCUGUCUAACAAACAGAAGAUGUGUUUUGGAAAUGCUGAUGUUUGUAGAGAAAUAAAAAUUUGAGCAAAA
Amblyraja radiata (thorny skate) is the source of this 455-nucleotide messenger RNA. It is a transcript of the gene rps21, whose product is annotated as ribosomal protein S21. NCBI's taxonomy places the organism in Eukaryota, Metazoa, Chordata, Chondrichthyes, Rajiformes, Rajidae. The transcript has 6 exons. Gene Ontology annotation, cellular component: ribosome. The coding region runs from base 143 to 394 and encodes 83 amino acids. Gene Ontology annotation, molecular function: structural constituent of ribosome. Gene Ontology annotation, biological process: translation. The record is from RefSeq and is a predicted model, not a curated record.